UCCACGUGCGGAUUUGGUUCUUGUACAUCGUGUGAUCGGCAGAAAAUGUUAUAAUUUAUAAACAUGUGUCGUAAUUAUUUAAUGUCGUUGUUGCUUUAUUCGUUUGUGGGAGUUUCGAUUCAGGGAGGUCUUUGGUACUCGUAUCAAUUUGAUAGUGGUCAUGGUAAUCGCCGAGAGUUGCAUAUCAAUAAAGUGGACGCGGUGGACAGUUUCAAAACACAGGAACACGUUCUGGAAUGGCGUAGCUUGUCGCUGAAGAACAAGAGCAUCGCGUUGGGCCUGACGGCGAACGGCGUGACCAUUCUGCAAGUCGAUAAGAUCGGCGAAAGUUUCGCGACCAACGAAACGCACACGCCGAUGAAUGCAACCAUUUACGACGCGGCCAUCUUCAAAUAUUGGAAGAGGGACGCCGCGAAAAGUGAAAUCAUCGCUGUGGUCGCCGUCGAUGCGCAACAUUCGAACAACUCUGUUGAUUUACUUUGGUUCCGCUUGGAUUCCAAUAAUAAAUUAAUAAAAAUAUGGAAUUGGCCGCUGGGAAAGAAAAUCACGCACUUAAACGUAUUUAAAUUGGUCGACGACGGCGACAAGUACAAUAUUCUGAUCGCCAGCGACAGAUACACUAAUUACACAACCGCCGAUUGGUAUCAGUUUCAUUUGGGUCAGCACAACGACUUUUGGUUAAAACAAGCUAUACAUUUGGAUUCUCCAACGAAUUCAACCGCACUCACAACACACGGUACAAAAACGUAUCUCUCAAUUCCACAAAAUGACAAACUGCGCAUCUUCUCCCUUGAAGACCAAAACACGCAUUUUGUAAACUGUUACAAUUUCUCAGUUGGUCACGUAACUUUUGUGACCAGUUUCAAAGUUGCUUUCCAAUCAUAUAUUGCAAUCGAUGGUUAUGCGGCUGGUAUAUAUAAAUUCGUUAAUAAACCAAGUCAGAAACAUGGUUAUUUCACUAAACAAAAUGUCGAUAAUGCAAAUCUGCAUGGAAUUGAUUUUUGGUUGGCCAUUCCGAUAAGUGCCUACCGAGAUGAAGAAGUGUUAAUUGCUGAAAGAUUGCUUGACUUCAACACGCACAAAUCGCAUGCUAUUCAAGUGAUAAUCCAUCAUGGCGGACGUUUUGUGUUGCACGAGGAGAUGACCUGUGAUUACUACGGAGAAGUAUCGAAUGGUCUCAAUUGUUUGGUGGAAGAAGACGAUGAUAAGAAAGGAAUCAAAGGAUCGACUUUUAUUACAGUUAACGAUACUUUAGGGUUUUUAGUUCCGAGGUAUCAGAAAACUUCCGGAUUGUUUGUGGUUCACACUGAGAUGAAAGAGCUGAAAAGUCCUUUGGAGGAAAAAAUGAUUGCGUAUGAAGAUCACAAGAAAAGAAUUGAAGAAAAAAUCAAAAAUCUCAAAGAAAAAAUGGCUGAAGCAGAGAAUUUUCCACAGAAAAAAGUUCUUCCACAAGAAAAAGAAAAGCUCCAGGCUGCACCAUCUGCCCAGGCUGCCCAACAAGCUCAAAAAGAUCAAAUUCUCACUCAAUCAGCACCCAUGACAUCAUUAAACAUGGACGACAUCACAGCCAGAGUAUCAGCGCUUCAAGAAACCAUCAACGAAAUGAUGAGAGACCUUCCAAAAAUACCUUCUUUCGAACCAGGUCGUACCCAGUACGACACCUUAAUCCUCAAUGGUUUGGUUGAAGUCCAAAGUCCCAGUAAUAUUCAAUUCGUUACUACCGAUUCCUUCAACGGUGCUCCGACAGAUAAAAUUACCGCAGAUAUCUACCACAUACAAAACGAACAGCCGUUAUCAGGUCACAAAACAUUUACUAAUCUACGCACAGAUGAGAUUGAAUUUGAUUCUGUUAAUGAAAUACCAUCAGAAGCUUUAUUGUUUAAAUCAGAACCUUUAAUAUUACAAGGUGAUAUAGUUUUGAAUGGAGAGGUCAUUGUUGAAGGAAAUAUAGACACUCAACAAGUUGAUAAUAUGAAUCUUCAGGAAGAAAUAGUUUAUAUUCCUAGUGAAAAUCAAUUUAAUGGAUCACUUGAAUUUGAAUCUUUGAAUAUUCGCCAAGCUUUGAAUACAGACAGAAUCAACAAGUUUCCUAUCCAUCAUAAUUAUAAAGAUGUCAUUGUUGAAGAUAAUCCUUCGUUGGAAACUGUAAUGUUUGACGAAAUUUAUUUACCUGGAAAUCUUAGUGUGGAGAAUAUAAAUGGAGAAAAUUUCAAUCAAACUUUAAAAAGUUUGUGUAUGAAGAAUAUUAAUGCUUUUAUACCGAAUUUAACUCGAAUAGAAGGCAAUGUUAUUAUAAAAAAUGAUUCAACAACUGAGUUUUUAAAUAAAUUGAAAUAUCCAGAGGACUAUGUAUUCAGUAAAUCGAAUGAUUUUACUCAUAUUACAGGAGAAAAAAUAUUUAAUAACGUUGUGGUUGGUGAAUUGACUACUCGUGGAUUUAUCAAUGAAAUUGACAUCAAUGAUGUUGUUACAUUAUCUAAACCACAAACAAUUUCUGGUAAAAUGUCUUUUGCAAGUUUGGAUGUUACAAUUGGUCUUCAGUUGGAUGGUGAAAUAAUUGGAUUACACUCUCCACCCCUUUCAAAACCUACCCUAUUUGAUUCAAACAACAUAACCAGUGACAUAAACUUCAAAUCCCUCGAAGUCACCGGCAAAAUAAUCAUCGAAAACAAUUUCAACGGAACUAAUCUCGAAGCUCUCCUGUCCGACGUCGUCUACAAAAACGAGCAAUCUGUCGAAAUAAACUCCGUGAAGACAUUCCGGCACGGAUUGACAGUGAUGCAGGAUCUGCGCCUUGCUUCGGCCGCGAUCAAUAGCGUCGACGUAAAUAAAUUAAUACACAAAGACACCGAAGGAAUUCUUGAUGUGCGCGAGUUAAACGGCAGCGUCACUUUUGAAAACCUUCUCAUAACAGGCUUGUACAAUGGGGUGGACAUUAUAAAACUGGAUCAGGAGGCUGUCAAACUCUCCGGCGAGCAAUUCAUAUCGUCUGAGAUUAUUUUCGAUGAAGAUUUACAGACUGACGAGUUGGAUAUCAAAAAAGUUUUGAAUGACAUUCCAAUCAAGCAGUAUUUAUAUUCCAAUGGAAAGAUGUCAAUGGAUGCUUUGAAUAUUGAUUCGUUAACUGUGGAAAACUUGAUUGUUCAAAAUGAUCUGGUUGCACAUGAAGAAAACUUCAAUUUAAAACAAUUUGAUGAGACACGUUUCAGUUUAACAAAGGAGCAAGUUAUUGAUGUGCCGUUUGUUGUGAAAGCAUCGCGAAUUCCUAAUUUAAAGAUGAAUUUCAUCAAUACAUAUGAUGCUAAAGAUGUUUUCGAUUUAGAUGUAUACACAAGAAAGAUAAUGGAGUUAUUAAUGGACGGGAAACUUGCGAUUAAAGAAUUAGUUGUUCAUGAUACACUUCAAAUCAAUGAAGUGAAUGGAAAACUAAUGAAAGAUAUAAUGAAGUUGUAUUUCAGUACAAAGGAAGGUGAUCAAGGAGUUGAAAUUAACUUCCAGGAUGUGCGAUUUGGUGACUUGCAAGUCGAAAAACUCAACAAUAUUGAAUUUUCAUCAUUCCGCGAUAACUUGGUAUUCAAAGACGAUCAGAACGUGGAAAUCCUAGGUCACAAAAUUUACUUCAACGGAUUCACAGUGAAAAACUACAUCCAAACGUCAGCUUUAAACAACAUUUCCGUGUUUGACAUCUUGCGCAAGAAAGAAGCAGGAAAUUGCGUCUCCGAUAGUAAUCCUGGGAAAGUAGCAAUCGAGGGCGAUUGCCAAUUAAAAAGCACAUUCAAUCACAUUCCGAUUGAUAACAUCACCAACGCGUUCCGAGUUAUUGACGAAAACACAUAUCAAAUCCAAGGCGAUGUCUUAUUCUCCAAAGGACCUAUAAUUGAAGAUCUCCAAGUAAAAUCAAUCAAUGACAUUUCUAUGAAUGGAUUCUUUCAUAAUUUGGUCUAUCGCCAUGAACAAACGAUUCAAAAGGUUCAAAAUUUAACUUUCGUGAAUAGAGUUGACAUAAGCGGAAAUUUAAACACUCCAAACGUGAAUGGAAUUGAUUUGAAGAGUUUCAAAGAAGAUGUUGUGCUUAUUACUGAAGAUCGUGAUGUAUUGUCUCCGGUAACAUUCACAAAUGAUGUGUAUGUUAAGGAAGAAGUUCAAGUUGAAACGGAUUUGUAUACAAAAGAUAUUCAAGGCGUGAAUCCUGCUGAUUGGUUACAGAAAGCCAUCUUUAUUAAUAAGGGUAAAAUCCCUCAACAUUUGAACUUUCAAUCGGCUGUUAUCGAAAGUGAUGUAACUGCGAAUUACCUCAACAAUAUCAACUUAACCUCACUUAUUCAAUUGAAAUCUGAUCUGAACAUUAACGAACAAUUAACUUUUGAUGAAUUGUCUUCUAUCAAAGACAUAAAAGUUGGCAAUACAGUGAAUUCUAAGAAAUUAGAACCGGAAUACUUGAAUACAGUUAUGGCAGAUCGUAUUCAGCAGGUUAAAGAUAAGGUUAUGUUCAAAGGUAAUGUUGUUGUUCGUGAAUUCCUGGAUAUUCACAAUUCUGUUAAUGAUCAAGACCUUGGAAAGAUUGUCACAACAGAUGAAGACCAACAACUUGUUGGGACGUACAGAUUUUUAGAUCGCACAAUUGUUAAUAAUGAUAUUAUUGUAUCAGGAGAGGUUAAUACUAUUAACAUGACAAAGUGGAUACAAAAUGGCGUGAAGAAAAUUCUACCGGAAGCACAAGUUGUUUCCAAUGAAUGGAUUUCAGAGGCAAACAUUAGUUUCAAAGAUAAUGUCACCGGAAAUGGAUUGAUUAAUGGCUUGGACAUUCACAAGAUGGCGGUGGAUGUAGAAAAUCGCAGAGCGUUUAAAUACACUGUUGAAAAAGAUCUCGUUGAAAACUAUCAGAAAAUCUGCGCAGACAUCAAUUCUGUGAUAGAUUUAACAAAGAAACAGAUCUAUACGUUCAAAUACCUGAACAACAAACAAGUUAUUGAGUUACCAGAAAAUAUUGAAUACGUCCAUCAAUUUGUACAUCAAUCGAAACAUUAUUUGCUUAUUAAGGACCAAGGAUGCAAUGCAAAGUUAUAUCUCUGGGUUGAAGAGUUUUUCACUUUACAGCAGGAACAAGACAUUGGAACAAUUGAACAAAUCGUCACUGUUCACCAUGGGGAAGAUGUCUAUUUGAUAACGCGUGAAUCUCAGAAUAAUACAUUGCUUGAAAGAGGUUGUAUUGAAGGAAGUAAUGUAUGGAAGUUUGAGUCUGAUGAAGAAAAACUUGUUUUGAUUCAACGACUGAAUGAUCAAACAUUGAUACAUGAAUCUAGGGUACCAGGAACUUUCUAUGGCAUUGAAAAAGGAGUUGUUUUGGAAUAUAGGAUAUCUCCGUCUGAUCAUCUUUUCUAUCCUGUGCAGAAAUGGUCUGUACCGAUUGACAACGCAGCGUUUUUGGAACAAGGACUCAAAACAGGUCUUUCUCUUCGUAAUGGACGCCAUCUUUUCAAAUUGCAUCGUCAGGAUAUCCCAAUUGGUAUACCAAAUGAUGAAAUUACGAUUGGAAACUUUACUCAAGUUGAAAAUAACUUCAUUCCUGGAAGAAAGGAAGAAAUGGUACUUUUGAAUGUUGGUUAUCCACGAUGGAAGAAAAUGAUGGCAGUGGCCAUUCAUGAAGAUACAAGUGUCAUGGGAAAACUUGAUAUUAUUAAGAUUUAUGAAGAUCCAAUGAGUGGCAAAGUCUUCCACAAAAUCUCUACAUACAAACCCUCAUCAAUGAUCUCUUUGGAAUUUGGAGAAAACGGUGAAACAUUGCUAAUAUUCCUCGAAAAUAAUGAAUUGCUUCAGGUCUAUGAAUACCGAGGAGUGGAAGGUUUUAAAUUCCGAUCGAAAGCCAACAUUGAAGGUGACAAACUAGUGAAAAUCAACCUUCCAUGCGGAUCUGAACGUAAACCUCGUUCUUUUAUCGGUCUCAUCAACAAGAAACAUUUGAAUCUUUUGGAAGCUGUCAUGGAAGGUGACCAACCUGAUUUGGAACAACUUACAUGCAAUUUAUCAUAAUGCAAAUUGAUUUUUUUUGUGUUGGUGUGUUAAUUAAUGUUAGUUUGUUAUUUGUUACUGUUUUAUCAUUUGUUUUAGAUACGAUAUUAAAUUCUAACCAAUUA
This is a messenger RNA of Dalotia coriaria, 6134 nucleotides long. It is a transcript of the gene fs(1)N, whose product is annotated as female sterile (1) Nasrat. Gene Ontology annotation, cellular component: cell surface. Lineage: Eukaryota; Metazoa; Arthropoda; Insecta; Coleoptera; Staphylinidae. Gene Ontology annotation, molecular function: heparin binding. The record is from RefSeq and is a predicted model, not a curated record.